Miniopterus natalensis is the source of this 3396-nucleotide messenger RNA. It is a transcript of the gene PPP2R1B, whose product is annotated as protein phosphatase 2 scaffold subunit Abeta. Lineage: Eukaryota; Metazoa; Chordata; Mammalia; Chiroptera; Miniopteridae. Gene Ontology annotation, biological process: protein dephosphorylation. Gene Ontology annotation, cellular component: cytoplasm; cytosol; nucleus. Gene Ontology annotation, molecular function: protein binding; protein phosphatase regulator activity. The record is from RefSeq and is a predicted model, not a curated record.
GGCAGCGAGCGGAGAUGGAGACGAUUCGCUAUACCCGAUCGCGGUUUUAAUCGACGAGCUCCGCAAUGAGGACGUGCAGCUCCGUCUCAACAGCAUUAAGAAGUUAUCAACAAUUGCUCUAGCACUUGGAGUAGAAAGGACACGAACUGAGCUGCUACCAUUCCUUACGGAUACAAUUUAUGAUGAAGAUGAGGUACUGUUGGCUCUUGCUGAGCAGCUGGGAAAUUUCACCGGCCUGGUGGGAGGUCCCGACUUUGCCCACUGUUUGCUGCCUCCUUUGGAAAGUCUGGCGACGGUGGAAGAGACUGUGGUUCGAGACAAGGCUGUGGAGUCCCUGAGGCAGAUCUCCCAGGAGCAUACUCCUGUUGCUCUGGAAGCUCAUUUUGUACCUCUGGUGAAACGCCUAGCGAGUGGAGAUUGGUUCACUUCUAGAACAUCUGCAUGUGGUUUGUUCAGCGUUUGCUAUCCCAGGGCUUCCAGUGCUGUCAAAGCAGAAAUAAGACAGCACUUCCGUUCCUUGUGCUCGGAUGACACACCAAUGGUACGACGUGCUGCUGCUUCCAAAUUGGGCGAAUUUGCGAAGGUUUUAGAAUUAGACAGUGUGAAAAGUGAAAUCGUUCCAUUGUUUACUAAUCUAGCUUCAGAUGAACAGGAUUCAGUGCGCCUCCUUGCUGUGGAAGCUUGUGUCAGUAUUGCCCAGUUACUGUCUCAGGAUGACCUUGAGGUUUUGGUGAUGCCAACACUUCGACAAGCUGCGGAAGAUAAAUCUUGGCGAGUUCGGUAUAUGGUAGCCGACAAAUUUUCAGAGCUCCAGAAAGCUGUGGGCCCUAAAAUCACCCAGAAUGACCUCAUCCCUGCCUUUCAGAACCUACUUAAAGACUGUGAAGCUGAAGUCCGAGCAGCUGCUGCCCACAAAGUGAAAGAUCUUUGUGAGAACUUGCCCAUUGAAGGUAGAGAGACCAUAAUUAUGAAUCAAGUUCUGCCCUAUAUAAAGGAAUUAGUAUCUGAUACAAAUCAACAUGUCAAAUCGGCUCUAGCUUCUGUGAUUAUGGGAUUGUCUACUAUUUUGGGCAAAGAGAACACCAUUGAACAUCUUCUGCCUCUUUUUUUAGCUCAGUUAAAGGAUGAGUGUCCUGAAGUUCGUUUGAAUAUCAUCUCCAAUUUGGACUGUGUAAAUGAAGUGAUUGGAAUCCGCCAGCUCUCUCAGUCUCUCCUUCCUGCCAUAGUGGAGCUGGCUGAAGAUGCCAAGUGGAGGGUCCGGCUGGCCAUCAUUGAGUACAUGCCACUGCUGGCAGGCCAGCUGGGUGUGGAAUUCUUUGAUGAAAAGCUGAAUGCUUUAUGUAUGGCCUGGCUUGUGGACCACGUGUAUGCCAUUCGUGAAGCUGCUACCAACAACCUCAUGAAACUAGUUCAGAAGUUUGGUACAGAGUGGGCCCAAAAUACCAUCGUUCCCAAAGUGUUAGUAAUGGCAAACGAUCCUAAUUAUUUGCAUAGAAUGACCACUUUAUUCUGCAUUAAUGUACUGUCUGAAGCCUGUGGUCAGGAAAUAACCACUAAGCAGAUGCUGCCCAUUGUAUUGAAAAUGGCAGGAGACCAAGUGGCGAACGUCCGUUUCAAUGUGGCCAAAUCUCUACAGAAAAUUGGACCAAUUCUAGAUACCGAUGCUUUGCAGGAGGAAGUUAAGCCGGUACUGCAGAAGUUAGGCCAAGAUGAAGACAUGGAUGUCAAGUACUUCGCACAGGAAGCUAUAAGUGUGCUUGCGUUGGCAUGAUGAGGAACAGGAGGGAAAAGACUUUACUAAAUUCUUAUCACAGAUUUCUAGUCAAUGUAUUCUUAAACUGGGUGGAGAAAAAAUGGAAAACCUUCAAGACCUCAUCCAAGCAAAUGGCAACAACUUCCAAGAAAUCAAAUUUCAGUGACUUGAUUCUUUCUAAAGAUGAAAUGGGAUUGUCUUUACUUGUCUUCCUUGUUGGGAUAAUUAUAAACCAUUCUUUUUGUUUGUGACCAGUUCCUGACACUUGGUACAGUCAUUUCUUGAUUGUCUCCAGGGAUUUAUUCGGCACCAUCUGGGCUCCUGCACCCUCGCUGCUCCAUCAGGCCCCUGGCCACUUACUAUCCUGACCAAGCCUGGAUGGGUUGGGACCCAGACAUGCAGUGGAGUGAUUCUCUUGGUGUCUACUUAUAUCUCUGUGUCUCUCCAGCAUUCCAAAGUUAAAUGUACAUGGUUUGGAAUAACUUAUUUUAUAAAACCUCUGUUUGGGAGACACAUUGAGAUUUAACUAGUGAAAGCCACGUUUUCCUGGAUAAUGAUGGUUUGCAUCAGUGUCUUACAUGAAAGGGGAAUGUGGAAGCUCACAGUUCGUGUGCUGUUUGUUCUGGUUUUUAUUUGCUUGAUUUUGACUGUAAUCAUGCCACUCAGAAACCUGACAUGCAGAUGUAUUGCUGCUAAUGUGUGAUGUUAAAACCUAACAAUUUCCAUGGCUUAUACCACUGUUACUGCAUUAAAAAAUACUUUCUCUUUCUCUCUCUCUCUCUCCUUGCUGAGAAACUUAAAAUUUAGUGCCUCCUAAAAAGCAGUAGUUCUACUGUGUCAUUGUAAGAUUGCAGUUUUGUAAUUCUAAUGAGAAAAGGAACCACUGGUAUAGUACUGUGAUGAUUUCCUGCUCUUAACCUCAUUCUGCUUCCAGCUGUGUUAACAUCUGGUCCUUGCUACGUUGUGCAGUAAUGGCUUUCCAAACUGAAGUUUCAUUACUACUUUUUUGGUAUGGGUGAUGCUGGAAUCAUCAUUUGAAAACUUUUUCUGCUUUUACAGUAAAACCUCAUUAAUUCUCCUGGAACUUAAGAUAAUGAGUUAAGAUGAAGGAAGAGUUUCCUGGAACAAAUUAAUAGUUUGUAAGGAAGCCUGUAGGGUCUGACCUACUUAAACUAUUUUAAAGCUCUCUUUAAAAAGCACCCUUUUACCAGUUGGUACGCCAAUUACUAAUCACUCUUUUUCAAUUACAUUAAAAUGCUUUUCAUGAGGAUUUUUAUGAGGCCACACUUUUUUUAGAUAUAUUCAUUUAGAUUUUAUCCCUGAAAUAUAUACAUUUUUAUUUCAUGGGUAAUUUAAAUAUUUUUCCAUUUAAAAUAAUUUACAUUGUCACCUAUUCAAACUUGCCUUGUCCCUAAUGAAUUUUAAUUAAUGAAGUUUUAUUGUAGCUUAUUUUUCUCAGUGCAUCUUGCUAUGUAGUUUGCUUGUUUCCAUUUUGGUUUUGGAAUUAUUUUAUUCACAACCUCUUUUAAACCCAGUGAGCCCUAUUCUGUAUUUUGAAAACCAAGUUUGAGCAAAUUACUUCCAAGUUUGUCUUACCGUAGAAAAAAAGAACAUUUUUAAUAAAAAAUUGCCUGUCUUUAAAA